Theileria parva strain Muguga is the source of this 2835-nucleotide messenger RNA. RefSeq names its product putative integral membrane protein. Bases 1 to 2835 code for a protein of 944 amino acids. The transcript is spliced from 14 exons. The record is from RefSeq and is a predicted model, not a curated record. NCBI's taxonomy places the organism in Eukaryota, Apicomplexa, Aconoidasida, Piroplasmida, Theileriidae.
AUGAAAAACAAAAAUGAUACAAAGAAGUUUUCGCUCAGAAAACUUAAUGUGUUAUUUUUCAUAUUAAUAAGCUUUGGAGUUUGUAGUUGUGCUGAUCAGGAUGAAAAUGGGAUAAUUUGCAUUAAAAGCUACCUAAAAAACAUAAGUUUAAAUGAAGCAGAACUAAAAUUUGACCACAAGAAGUUUAAAUAUAAUGUUGAAAUUGAAGAGUGUCUUGAUAGCAUAGACUUAACCCUUGAUAUUCCAAGCUGGAGAGACGCUUCAAUUGGGCCUAUAGACUUAACUACUAAGGCUAAUUUCUUCUCAAGGCUCUUUAAAUCGCAUACAAAUGGUGUUGUAUUUAACAAUGAUGACGUUAUAAAUGUAACUAUAAAUAAAGAACCAAUCUACAAGACGAGGGACGCGACGGUAAAACUACCAUUAAAAUGCGGAUCAAAUAACCUUUUUGUUAUAAAAAUAAAUGUGCGUGACAAUUUCGAAGUGUUCUCAUUCCAGUAUAAAAUUAAUAUAAAGAUAAUAACUACAACUAUGGUAAACCAUUUAAUAUCACUCCAAGCUUUCUCUGGAACAACAAAAUUGGAACAUGAACCCACAUUAUCAAGGAAAAUUUUCGACUAUUAUUACUACAUAUUCCUAUCAAUGAGCAAUCAAAUAAAAAUAACUGCCAAAUGUAAAUACGGAAGUGUUAGAUUUGAUUCUACUAAAACCAACGAAUUCUCAUUUUCAAUUCGUGACGUUAAUAAAACAAUAGAGGUAUUAUGCCCAAAUUUGGCAGUUAAAAGAUUUGGAUCAACUUACAAAGUCUAUUUUAUUCACUCUUUGGAUAAGCCAGUACCACCUCCCAUUAGCAUCAAAUCAGUUUACUCCAACGAAAAAUGCCAAGUGAAUACUAGUGAUAAUAAGCUUACAAGGAUAGUAUGUAGUCAGAAUUUUCCGAAUAACACCAAGUUAUUAUUUGAAACCGAUCCUAGAUACAAAUAUGAAAUAAUUCGAAAAAUCAAAGACUCUGAGGAAUCAGAGGAAAUUUUUAGCGGCAAACCUACAUCAGAUGUAAAUUUGAAGACCAUAACAGAAAUACGAGCCACUGCAGGAAAGAGUAUCACUAAAUUCUCUUUCCAAAAAGCGGUAGGUUAUGAAUACAUGGGACGGUUCUACAAGAACUUAAUAUACUUUCUUGUUUUUAUCCCAAAGUGGAUAAUAAUUUCUACAAAUUUACUUCAAGCAUUCUUGGAACAUAGGUUUGGUAUGGCAUUUCAUUUCUCUCCAAUAAUAGGACCAUUUCUAUUACUUCUUUCAGAAAACAUAUGUUCAAUAUCGGCUCAAAACGACUCUGAUAUGGUCGACUACUGUAAUAGUUUUAGUUUGCUUAAGAUACAUAACAAAAACUCAAAUUUUACUCUAAGAAGGUCAUUAUUUCACAAUAUUUUAAUAAUGGCAGUAAUUUAUCACAUAACUGUGAAACGACAAUCGAAAACUGUUCAGAAAAUCAAGAAUUAUAUACCACCUUCACUAAUUGUAGACUCACUUGGCUUCAAAUUCUGCUUUUACUUUUUAUAUAUUUUAUCGAUGUUGUUCUCAAGAAAUUCUGGUUUUAAUAUUCUUAGCAAUGAGAACCGAGUUGGAUUGGUUGGAAUACUUUCAAGCUUGCCUUCAGUGAUUUUGAUAUGCAUAAUUUUAACAAGUUUUGUCAAAUAUUUAAUAAAUGAUUUUAAAAAAACAAUAUUAAAAAUAAAGAAAAGGGAAGUGGUUUGGGUAGCAGAUGCUCAUAAUCCAGAACAACAAGAUGGUUGGAUUACCAAGUUAUUAACUAAAUUUAAUAUAAACCAGUACGAUGGCUACUGGUCUGAUAAGAACUGCAGUGUUCUAUGUUUUCCAUUCACUAAAACUAAAUUGAGCAAAUUUGUACCCUUUUUGAAGAAUAAAUCGUCCAGAAAAUGUGCAACUAUAAAGAAUAUUAAUAUAAGUUUUGAGCUCUGCAAAGAGUAUGAACUUACUAACCGUGUUGUACCUGAAGUUAUAGUAUUAGAUACUAACAAAAUUGAUGGUGAUGGGAUUAGACUUAAUGACCCGAUGAGUAUAUUCAAGAAUACUAGUUCUAUAGCGUAUGCUGAGAAUUCAGACUUGUUAUUUGGGUCUUUUGAAGGCUUAUCUGAGAUAAGCUCUAAAAAAGAAACUUAUGUAGAAAUCCAAUCACUUCAAACCACAAAUCAAGAUUUAAGCUCUUUGAUUGUCGGAAAGGUAAAGACUGAUGAUCUCACUUAUUACAUCGAUUUAAAUGUAUUAAGAAAUACAGAAUCAAAAACUAUUGAUAAAUUCUUGCCUGUUAAAGUUAAAGUUGAUCAACUCAUGAGUGCGGACAUGGCCAAUUCCCGUGGUUUUAACAGAAAUGUCAGAAUUUUAAUGAUUGAUAAGUUUGUUUUCCUUUUUAAAGGAAUCAAUGCUCUCUUUUUCAUCUUUUCAAUGAGACAUAACGCAUCAACGUUGAAUCUAAUUAGGACAAUUCUUAACACUUUGUUCACUCUUUACUUCAUAGGUCCGAUUGCGAGGCCUUAUUUGAACAUUUUUGACAAUGUUUUUGGAUUUUUAUGUCUCGCGAUAGGUACUUUGUACAUUUUCAAGUUCGGGUUCUACGAGUUUAUAAUCAAGCCAAAAAGUAUUGGGCACAUAGACAAUCUGAUCAUAUUAUCGAUCAUAAUAACUGUCGUAUACUCUCUUUUAUACUCAAUACUGUACUCAAUUGACCUCAUCUUAUCAUUAAAGAACUCAAGUAAUAUACAAAAUUUUAUCGUUAACAAUUCGAAAUGUAACUGUUUCUCGAUACAAAUUAUUGGAUAA